AUGAAUGAUCUCAACAUUAGCGAUAAGAUGGCCUUACGUGAGUUACAGUAUCGUUGCUACAUGACUCAGCAAUUUUUUGAAAAUAUUAAUCUGACGGUACACCGGCCAAGUCAUAAGCCGUACCCGGGUGACAUAUUAUGCGAUCAGACGUUCACCAGUAAAGACGAAUUUGCGGUCCACUUUCCAAUUCACACCGGAGUGAAGCAUCACUCGUGCGAGGUGUGUCACAAAUCAUUCACUCAUAGAUCUAGACUGAUUGAGCAUCGGCGUACGCACACGAGGAAGAAGCCAUACUCUUGUGAUGUAUGCCACAAAUUUUUCAGCAGUAGAUAUUAUAGCCUGAAAGUACACCAGCGGACGCACACGGGAGAGAAGCCGUACUCGUGCGACUUUUGCGACAAAUCGUUCAGUCAGAGAAAUAGUGUGAUUACACAUCAUCGGACGCACACGGGAGAGAAGCCGUACACUUGCGGCGUUUGCAACAAAUCAUACGCUCAGAAAAAUAAUCUGAGAAUACAUCAAAAAAUGCACACGGGAUAA
Acyrthosiphon pisum (pea aphid) is the source of this 540-nucleotide messenger RNA. RefSeq names its product zinc finger protein 73-like. NCBI's taxonomy places the organism in Eukaryota, Metazoa, Arthropoda, Insecta, Hemiptera, Aphididae. The record is from RefSeq and is a predicted model, not a curated record. The coding region runs from base 1 to 540 and encodes 179 amino acids. The transcript has a single exon.